AUGGCAGAUGAUUAUCAAAUGCAGCAAAUAAAUGGCGAUCAAAUUGGUACUAUUCAAAAACCGCUUCUAGAGCUUUAUGUUAAGGCCUCUGGAAUUGAAAAUCGUCGCAUUGGUGCAUGUUUGUUUUGUCAAGAAUUCUGGAUGGAACUUUACGCUCUCUAUGAAAUUGGAGUUGUUCGAGUUGAAGUGAAAACAGUAAACAUCAAUUCUGAAGCAUUCAAAAAGAGUUUUCUUGGAGCACAACCACCGAUUAUGGUGGAAAACAAGAAUGCAACUUAUACUGACAAUCGUGAAAUUGAAGGACGCAUUUUCCAUUUAGCAAAAGAGUUCAAUGUGCCACUAUUUGAGAAAGAUCCAGUGGUAGAGAAACGAAUCGAAAGUUUGUACAGAAACUUCAAAAUCUUUUUACGAUCUAAAAGUGAGCACGACAGGGAACAGAAAGCAUCAUCACCAACACCAGUGGACUCGCUUCCGCCGCAACAAAAAGCAUCAUAUAACAAACUUGUUGAACAACUAGCAAACAUUGACCAACUUCUAAGUGAACGGAACUCACGAUAUCUUUUGGGACAAAGUAUGACUGAAUAUGAUUGCGAACUGAUGCCGCGUCUUCACCAUAUUCGAAUUGUCGGACAGCGUUUGCUUGGCUUUGACAUUCCGCUGAACCUAACCUACCUCUGGAAUUAUGUGUUGAAUGCAUAUCGUACCGCUGCUUUUAUCGAAAGUUGUCCAGCAGACCAAGAUAUUCUUCAUCACUAUAAGGAACAGCUUAGUCUAGUAACAAAUCAGCGCGAAUCUUUACAAGUCCCGACCAAAACUCAUACAAUUCCUGAAACUGUCUUGCAAGAUAUUCGUCGACUCAAGUUGGAUGAAAACUGA
This is a messenger RNA of Brugia pahangi, 876 nucleotides long. The record is from the annotation of a GenBank genome assembly. Lineage: Eukaryota; Metazoa; Nematoda; Chromadorea; Rhabditida; Onchocercidae.